Myotis davidii is the source of this 3928-nucleotide messenger RNA. RefSeq names its product BCL2 associated athanogene 5 (gene BAG5). Gene Ontology annotation, molecular function: adenyl-nucleotide exchange factor activity; protein-folding chaperone binding. The coding region runs from base 38 to 1351 and encodes 437 amino acids. The transcript is spliced from 3 exons. NCBI's taxonomy places the organism in Eukaryota, Metazoa, Chordata, Mammalia, Chiroptera, Vespertilionidae. The record is from RefSeq and is a predicted model, not a curated record. Gene Ontology annotation, biological process: negative regulation of protein ubiquitination; regulation of inclusion body assembly; protein stabilization. Gene Ontology annotation, cellular component: cytoplasm; nucleus; cytosol.
CUUCUCUGGGGCUUGUGAAACUGACCUCAACCAGAGCAUGGAUAUGGGCAACCAGCACCCCAACAUCAGCCGGCUGCAGGAGAUCCAGAAGGAGGUGAAGAGCAUGGAGCCGCAGGUGGUCGGCUUCAGCGGGCUGUCCGACGACAAGAACUACAAGAAGCUGGAGCGGGUGCUGAUGAAACAGCUUUUCGAGAUAGACUCGGUGGACACGGAAGGGAGGGGGGACGUUCUUUUCUGCGCCCUCAAGGAGCUGGAGCAGAACGCCAACCACCCGCACCGCCUGGAGAUCCAGAACAUCUUCCAGGAGGCCCAGGCCCUGGUGCGGGACCAGAUCGCGCCCUUCUCCAGCGGCGGCAGCUGCGCGGCGGAGGAGUUCGAAGAAGGCAUUCAGGACAUCAUCCUGAGGCUGACGCACGUCAAGACCGGCGGGAAGGUGUCCCUGCGGAAAGCGCGCUACCACACCCUCACCAAGAUCUGCGCGGUGCAGGAGAUCAUCGAGGACUGCGUGAAGCGGCAGCCGUCCCUGCCGCUCUCCGAGGACACGCACCCCUCCGUGGCCAAAAUCAACUGCGUGAUGUGCGAGGUGAACAAGGCCAGGGGCACGCUGAUCGCCCUGCUGAUGGGCGUGGCCAACAACGAGACGUGCAAGCACCUGUCGUGCGUGCUGUCGGGGAUGAUCGCGGAUCUGGACGCGCUGGACGUGUGUGGGCGGACGGAGAUCCGGAAUUACCGCCGGGAGGUGGUGGAGGACAUCAACAAGUUACUGAAGUAUUUGGAUUUGGAAGAGGAAGCAGAUACCACCUAUGCGUUUGACCUGGGACAGAAUCAUUCCAUCCUGAAAAUAGAAAAGGUCCUCAAGCGAAUGAGAGAGGUCAAAAACGAGCUCCUGCAGGCGCAGAACCCUCCCGAGCUGUACCUGAGCUCCAAGACGGAGCUGCAGGCCCUGAUCGGGCAGCUGGACGAGGUGAGCCUGGAGAAGAACCCCUGCAUCCGGGAGGCGCGGCGGAGGGCGGUGAUCGCCGUGCAGACCCUCAUCACGCACAUCGACCUGAAGGAGGCGCUGGAGAGGAGGAAGGCCUUCGUGUGCGAGGAGCACCCGUCCCACCGGGCCGUCUGGACCAUCCUGGCCCACCUGUCGGAGAUCCUGGGAGAAGUCCUGUUGUUUGACGGGAACCGGACUGACAAGAACUACAUCCGGCUGGAGGAGCUGCUCACCAAGCAGCUGCUGGCCCUGGACGCGGUGGACCCGCAGGGCGAGGAGCAGUGCAAGGCGGCCCGGAAGCAGGCCGUGAAGCUGGCCCAGAACAUCCUGAGCUUCCUGGACCUGAAGUCGGACGAGUGGGAGUACUGAGGCCGGCUCUCCCGUCCGGCACGUACCCGACGUGUAUGUAUUUACGGAGGCUUCCGGUGCCUGAGCCUAAGUGUGGUUUGUACGUGCAUAUUGCAUUCUCAGUAUUUAUGAUUUCAGCAAAUUAUAUUCCGUACCUGCUGCUUUUGAUGUCGCAAAAGAAAUGUCAUUACAGCUCACUGACUUUUCCACGGGAUCUGACCUGUACGUUGUGGUGUUAGUUUCUUAAUCAGAAAAUGGCAUUGGGGCAGCUUUUGUAAUUUUUAACUUUGUAAUUUUUAGCUGCAAAAGCAUGAAAGCAGAUGUUUCAGAACCUAGAACUAGAUCCCGCCUUGCCCGAUACUAGGACAGCUGUGAGAAAGGAAGCUUUAGGGUGAUUAGAAGGAAGGGCCAAGCACAGAAGUAGUGAGUAUGUUUUAUUCUGCUAAUAAAGCAGGACUGUUCCAUUCAUGAAGCCUGAUUGGUCCCGCCCAACGUCAUGGGGUGGGUUGCUUUUACUUUCUGUGGAUGGUCUGUUCUUUCAUCAACUUCCGUUUGGAAAACAGGCAUUUCCCAGGCUCUCUGCAUGCAGAGGGGGGUCUUACCUUUGUGUGUGACGUAAGAAAAUUAUGACCAUUCAUAGCAAAGAAACCUUUGAAAAAGGGAUGACACCAGCUGAUACUUCCGAGUGGUUUUGUCUGUCAAGUCUGAACUGACAGUUUUCCUUAGUAAUUUGUAAGGAUGGGAACGUUUCAGUGGACCUUUAAAAGAAUAACAGGGAAACAAAACGCCCAGACCCGUGCAGGAUGAGGACUGGAGACUGGUUGCCAUGUCAGGUUUCUGGACCUGCGUGACCGGGUCUGGAUGCAGCGUGCGGUGGCUGCUCCGGGCACUGGCGCUGCCCCCAGGCAGGCCUGCGAGCAGGCCCAGUGCUGCCUCACAGAGGUGGGCAGGCACUCAGCUUGCUGAGGAAGGUCGCCGUCAGCCACUAGCAUCGUCCUGAUCGCAGUUGGCGGCCAGGCAGUAAGAGGGCCUCUCGCUCCCAUGACCAGCGCGUGGACGUGUCUAGUGCCUGAAGGAGCCAGCCAGGCCCAGUCUGUGAGUGCGGGAAGUGCCGUUCCCUCUGCUGAGAGGGGCACGUGUCUGUAAAUUCUCUCCGAGGACCCCAGGUUGCCCGUCAAGAAGCAAAAGACUCAGUUCCCGAAGGUCUGAAGCGCCUUGGUGACGGGUUGGUCCGAGUGUGGUGACUAAGCGCUCCCGGUGUCACCUCUCACAAGUGGCCUGAACUCGAGAAAUCCGCCCCUUCAGCCACUGGUGUGGUAACUCAUGUAAAAGCAGAGCCUGGGCAGGUGCGGAUCGGCCCUGGACGCCCAGAGAGGGCGGAGCUGGGCAGGUCUGGCCGCGCAGUGUUGCCUGAUGAUUAAAGCCCCGCUAGCUCCUCCUGCAGUGGACUCGCCGAUAGUGGGGUCAGAGGGCAGUUGGGUGCCAGGCAGUGAGCCCGCCCACCUGCCCCCCAGCUCCUGGCGGCUGGGGACUGUCCCAGUGCAGGUUGUUGGAGCCCAUGUUGGCCAGCCCUUUUAGGGUGCUGUUCUGGGUGAUAGUUUUAGGGUCCCCCCAGCACUGGUGGGAGCACCGGGGCGCGGGCCUCCCUGACUCGCUCCCGACAUCGCAGCAGCUGCUUGGUGCUCAGUGUCAGAGCCGGAAGCUCAGGGCCGCUCGCACGGUGGUUCUUGGCCAGCAGCGCUGCCCGCGGCUGUGUCCACGCUUCCUGUGGGGGUGGAGCCGGCCCUGCCCAGCUCCGGGCUGUGUGGCCAGACUGCUGCUCGGUGGCACUGGGGAUCGCUCACCGCUCACGGGGCCACUGUGGUCACGGAAACAGUCCGACCAACCGUGAGGGAUGGGUAAGGCGCGCCUUCCUGUGUCCCUCUGCCCGCUCAUGCUGCCCACACUGCGCCCGCCGCGAGGGUCAGCGUUCCCUGCCCCCGAGGGAGUCUGUCAUAGAUAAGCUCAGUUCCUCCCGUGGCACAUGCUUCUGCGAUGUGACACGAGGGGAAUCUGUGAUGGACGGAAAGCCCACCCCGCAGGGUCUGGCCUUGGUCUGCAUUCCGUGUAGCCUCUGUUCAUGCGAAGCCAGCGGGUGCCUGCUUCCCGGCUGCCUCCGUCCGCCAGGGACACAGGCAGCCUGAGUGGUCACGGAAAUAAAGGAAUUAACCUGUCGGCCACGAACAGUUUACCGCUGUUUUCCUCAAGCCCUUGGUGAGACACAGUUAACGUAACUCAGCGUGUUUGAGAAUUUAACCAGUUUUUCUCAUUUGUUUUAUUUUGCCAAUUUCCACCUGGUUUUUGAGGGUCUAAGUUUAUCUGUGCAGUUAUUUGAAGCAAAGCUUUUCAGCUCUCCGUCUGGCACUUUAAUAGUUGGAGCCACACCUGCCCUUGGCUUGCUGUCUGAGAAGGUGUGUAUUCCAGUGUGUGGGUCCUGCCCCUGGUAGCCGUACGACCAUUGUAAUGGCACGUCUUAAACAUUCAGGUUAUUUUGAGACACAUAUUAGCAUAACCUUAAUUAUUAAUGAAAUAAAAAGCCUCUUCGUUAUCUUUGCAGUG